This is a messenger RNA of Chelonia mydas (Green sea turtle), 5430 nucleotides long. It is a transcript of the gene PIGR, whose product is annotated as polymeric immunoglobulin receptor. Bases 982 to 4845 code for a protein of 1287 amino acids. Lineage: Eukaryota; Metazoa; Chordata; Testudines; Cheloniidae. The record is from RefSeq and is a predicted model, not a curated record. Gene Ontology annotation, molecular function: transmembrane signaling receptor activity. Gene Ontology annotation, cellular component: plasma membrane. The transcript is spliced from 22 exons.
AUGCUGUGCUCUCAAUGUAGCAGUCACUCUACUUAGAUUGUGAGCUCUUUGGGGGCAGGGACCAUCUUUUUGUGCUGCGUUUGUACAGCACCUAGCACAAUGGGAUCCUGGUCCAUGACUAGGGCUCCUAAGUGCUACCCCAAUAAUAAUAAUAAUAAUAAUAAUAAUAAUAAUAAUGGUGCACUUUAGGAGCAUGGUGCACUUUAGGAAGUUAGUAUGUCUCUUUCAUUUGAACUGCAGAUUUUUUUGGGGGGUGGCAGGGAAAAGAUGCUGAAAUGUUCCAUUAAAAGAACUUAAUGAAUGAAUUCACAUUAGAAUCUUGAUUGGUAACAUAUCAUCAGAUCUAAAAGGAUAUUGGACUUACUUCAACUCUGUGCUCUGGAGAAAAAUAGGGUGCUUUGUAUUAAAAAGUUUGCUAGUUCCCCAGAAAGCAGGGGGAUUCCUCUCCUUUAUCCUCGCCAUUUCUGAUCAUAACUUCUCUCUUUUUUUUUUUUUAAUUUAUUACCUCAUUAACACUUGUGAACAAAGGAGUCGAAUACAUAAGGAGAAGUUUGGGGUUCCAUAUUCAGUGAGCUGAUGGCACUUCUCGCAUUCCUGUAAAGUUCUUCGAUCAUGUCUGAUACCUUCUUCUUGGUGGCAAAUCUGUGACAGCAGCCUGGAAAGGAAACUAUUCCAGGGGCCUGGAUGUGAGAAGAAGAAAAGCUUAAUAUGUAAGUUUUGGACAUUUAUACAAAAUUGGAAUAAACAUCAAGAUCUGAACACUAACUAACCCAGCUGCUAGGUGGGAGAGCCCUCAGGCGUCUAAAUCCAGUUUGGAAUGUGGCAUAGGAGAAAGUCUACAGUAAAGAUUCACUGUAACUUAAGGUAAAAGGAAAAAGUCAGUACUUCAGAUUUCCACCUGAAUCUGAAAGGGCAUCUUGAGUUCAACAUCCAGAGUCAAAUUCAGAUGUCUGCCUUGUGAACAUUUUUUGGAGAUUAAACAUGGCUGUCUUCAUUGUUUUAUUAACUUUGCUACAAGUUUCAAGUGCCUUAUAUGGACCAAGGCUUUUGACAGGUGAGGUUGGAGGAUCCGUCACUGUCGAAUGCUUCUAUCCACCCACUAAAGCCAACAGACAUGACAGAAAAUAUUGGUGUAAAAUGUCAGGAGCCAGAAGAGUUUGCAACACCAUCAUUUCUACCAGCUAUUUCAUCUCUAAAGACUACAAAGACAGAGCCUCCAUCACCGACUUCCCUACGAACGGCACGUUCACCGUACAAAUGACACAGCUGCAGCUGAAUGACGCUGGGGCUUACAGAUGUGGCAUCGGCAGCAACAACAAAGCCUUAUUCGUCAGCAUGAAUCUAACAGUUUUGGAAGGUACAGUAGCCGGGGAUCUUCACAACAGGCUGAUUGCAAAAGGUCCCAAUGUACCUAAAUCACGAGAGCUUGUGCUUGGGGAGCUCAGAGGGUCAGUGUCAAUACAAUGCCAACCUGAAAACGUCAAAGGCGGAAGAAAGAAAUUCUGGUGCAAACUGGGGAAAACUGGCUGUUCUGUCAUAGCGGACUCUGAUGGUUAUGUGGCCAGGAAUUACGAGGGAAGGAUCUCUAUUACCCCUGAAGAAAGCUCUGGUUCUUUCAAAAUCUUGAUAAACAGACUAAAAAAAGAGGACUCUGGACUGUAUAAGUGUGGGACGGCCAUGGUUGAUGACUCUGAAAAUGCAAAAACCAUAGAUCUACAAGUGACUGAAGAGUCAACCGCUCCCAGGGAACCCAGGCUCUUGAUUGGACCUGAAGGAGGCUUCGUGUCUGCCAAGUGCCACUACGAUCCGCAACAGAAUUAUGAAAUGAAAUACUGGUGCCGCUGGAAGGAAGCUGGGUGCUCCCUUGUGGCAGAUACCAGUGGAUUUGUACAGGAUGCAUUUGAAGGAAGAAUUCGGAUCGUCAGUGAUAAUCAGGAAAAUGGGACUUUCACCGUAGUGAUGAGCCAUCUGGAAGAAAAGGAUGCAGGAUGGUACUGGUGUGGGGCGAAAGAUGGAGACACAGAGCAAACAUCCUCCAUGAAGUUACACGUUCAAAAGGCGCCAGUACCAUCUGCAUCUGUGAGCCCAAUAUCAGCAACGUCUGCUCUCCACAGCAUCCCCAGUCAUGUAAAUGUCAUAAAUCAGACAUAUCCCAUGAGCAGAGUCACGGAGGGAAUACUGGAAAAAACCACCCCUGAAGAGAGAUUUGUAACCUUUAGCAAUGCAGUCUAUGACAGCAUCCCCAGUCAUGUAAAUGUCAUAAAUCAGACAUAUCCCGUGAGCAGUGUCACGGAGGGAAUAUUGGAAAAAACAACCCCUGAAGACAGAUUUGUAACCUUGAGCAAUGCAGUCUAUGAGAGGAUCCCCAGUCAUGUAAAUGUCAUAAAUCAGACAUAUCCCGUGAGCAGUGUCACGGAGGGAAUAUUGGAAAAAACAACCCCUGAAGACAGAUUUGUAACCUUGAGCAAUGCAGUCUAUGAGAGGAUCCCCAGUCAUGUAAAUGUCAUAAAUCAGACAUAUCCCGUGAGCAGUGUCACGGAGGGAAUAUUGGAAAAAACAACCCCUGAAGGCAGAUUUGUAACCUUGAGCAAUGCAGUCUAUGACAGCUCAUCAACACGUGAACUGCAACUGCUUCCAGUUGUGGUACCAGCCCUCAUUGUGCUGCUGCUUCUUUUUGCUAUUAUUAUUCUUAUAUUUAUUAAAGUCAAGCUUCAAAAGAAGAAGGAAAUGAAGAGAAGUUCUGUGAGAAACCUUGAAGCAACAGAAACCUUGAGUGAUAUAAAGUAUUUAGAAGAGCAAAUGAUGGAGGAAAACAUGGAUCCAGCAAAGCGAUGUGAACCUAAACUGGGCCAUGACAAAGGUAGACAUAUUCUGGAUUCUGUGCUACAAAUAUCAUCUCACUGGUUAGAGGACAAGAAAAGAAGUCACCCAAAUAGUCUGCAGAACCAACAAUUUCAGGAGAGGUUGGGGAACCAGGCAUUUGAAAGGAAAAUGACUUUCUUGGUGUUCAUCUUCUUGCUCUCCUUCCUCCAAGCUCAGUCUGCAAGAAUUUUAAGUUCAAGCCCCAUCUUCGGACCAAGGCAGGUGACUGGUUUGCAGGGAGGAUCAGUUACUGUGAAAUGCUUCUACCCUCGCACCAGUGUGAACCGCCACGACAGAAAAUACUGGUGCAAGGAAUCAACAAGGCAAUGUGUGACCGUCAUUUCUACCAGUGGCUACACUGCUCAAGACUUCACUGGCAGAGCGACAAUCACAGACUUCCCAGAGCAAGGCAUCUUCACCAUUGAGAUCUCAAAGCUAGUGGAAAAGGACAUCAGCUUUUAUAAAUGUGGCAUUGGUCUCAAUGAUAGAGGACUUUCCUUCAGAGUCAAGCUGGAUGUUUCCAAGGGUCCAAAAGUGCCUGAAGAAGCCGAACUCUAUUACGUUGAGCUGGGAGGUUCUGUGACCAUCAACUGCGUGUUUGGCCCAGAAUAUGGCAGUGAGAGGAAGUACCUGUGCAGAAUGGGGAAAACCGGCUGCUCUACUGUCAUCGACACCUACGGGAACGUUAACGAAAACUACAAAGGGAGAGUUUUGCUGAGCCCUCAGGAGCUUGCUGGGUCAUUCAGCCUCUAUCUGACCCAGCUGAGGAAGGAAGAUUCGGGUGUAUAUUUGUGUGGGGCUGGGACUUACGGAGAGAAAGGAGAAUCCAAGGAACUGGAUGUGCAUGUCUACCAAGAGACAUCUGUCCCCCAGGGACGACACGUAAUAAAUGGAGUCAUAGGCGGUUCAGUAUCUGUCGAAUGCCGCUAUGAUCCACGUGGGAAUUACACCCUCAAGUACUGGUGCAAAUGGAGGAAGAAUGGGUGCAAUCAGUUAAUAAACAACCUUGCGAGUAUGAUAGAUUCAUAUGAAGGAAGGAUAGUCCUGCACGAUAACCCGGAAAAUGGAACAUUCACGGUAAUAAUGAACCGGCUGACAGCAGCGGAUGCAGGAUAUUACUGGUGUAUGACGGAUGGAGAUAUGGAAAGGAAAUCUACAAAGGAGCUGAAGAUUACAGAAGGGCAACUUGGUUUAACAGGACCAAAAGAGAUUGAUGCAGUCAUUGGUACACAGGUCACCAUACCAUGCUCUUAUCCAUGCAAAUAUUAUUCUUACCAGAAAUACUGGUGCAAGUGGCGUAAUACUGGCUGCCAAACUCUCAUGUCCUCUGAGCAAAACCAAACCGGCCUGGUUGUGAACUGUGACAAGGAGAAGAGGACACUCUACCUAACUUUUGACCAAGUAAUACAGACAGACCAAGGGUGGUAUUGGUGUGGAGUGAGCAAUUCUGGUCACUAUGGGGAAACCAUGGCAGUGUACCUGACAGUAAACGGAGCUGAAAUUGCAGACUCUCCCAAUGCUGUUUCCGACACAGGCUCUGAAGUUAGUAUUAAUUCCCAAAACAGAGCCGGGGUCCUAGAUGACAACUCUUCACCCAGCUCUCAGGAACAUGACAGCUCUAAGGUGAUUCUCUCAGUCCUGCUCCCCAUUGCUGCUGUGUGUCUGCUCCUUGCUACAGCCUUUGUGAUUGUUAAAUUUAGGCUCCUGAAGCGCACAGAGUUGGUUUCGGUUGGAAGCUACCGAACAAAUAUUAGCAUGUCAGAAUUUGAGAAUGCCGCAGAUUAUGGAGCGAAGGACAAUGUGGGCAUAAAUGAUGCUCAGGAGACCCAGAUAGGAGGAGUGGAUGAAUUUAUAACUACCCCUGGCAAUGCUGAAGGUGCAGAAGAACCACCGAAGGUGAAAAGGGGUUCCAAGGAGGAGGCUGAUCUUGCUUACACCACAUUCCUGCUUCAAGCGAACAAAGUAGCCCAAGGACAGGCUUAGCAAGUUCCUCGACUGUCCCCUAUUAAAGCUUCUGAAGAUGGUACAAGCAAAAAGCAAUAAUGAUUGAAAAGGAUCCUGUGUUCUGAAUCAGUGAACAACAGAUCUGCAAGUUGCACUAUUUCUUACUGUCAAACAUUUUGCUACAUCUAGAUCUUUCAGUUCCUCAAAGAUUUGUAAUGAGGUUGUGAGUGGUGAUAUAAUAAGAAUCUUCUGGUCAAAAAUAAAUUGCCUUGGGGAAGUUGAACCCUCAGAAGUUUGAUUUUCCCCCCCUUUUUUUAGGGCAAGGGAUCUCAUUUCAAGCAGAUUUGAGGUGAAAUAGCAAUAAAGGUCUAAUGCCUUUGCUCUCCUGCAGGCUGAGCUCACGCCUUUCGGAGUUCACCAAGCCCCAAGGAUGGCAAUGACCUAAGGAUACAUUUAAGAUUCACAUCUCAUUUGAUUUUAAAGCACCAGGAAAUAUUUUAGAACAAUGAGUCUCUCUUUUGAUUCCUGUGAGCGUUUUAAUCGAUAAGGCAGGACCUGUAGGCCGGACAAGUAGCCUGGAAUUGUUUUUUCUUCACAACCAAUAAAGAAUAUGAUUGUAUUUUA